AUGCCGCCUAAAUCCAGCAGAAAGGCCUCGGGAACUCAUGUGGAAGAGGAUGAACCUGCUUUGCAGGCCAUUGUGCUAACUGACUCUUUCCAGACCAGGUUCAUGCCUCUGACCUCGGUGAGGCCAAGGUGUCUACUACCGUUGGCGAAUGUGCCUCUGAUUGAAUACACUCUUGAGUUUUUGGCCCAGGCUAAUGUCAGCGAGGUUUAUUUAAUGUGCUCUGCUCACGGUGACCAAAUCCAAAGCUACAUCGACGAGUCCAAGUGGGUUUCAUCAUCUUCACCAUUCAAGAAGAUUCAAACUGUCAUGUCUCUGGAGUCAAAAUCAGUGGGUGAUGCAAUGAGAGACGUUGAUUCACGUGGUCUUAUAACAAACGAUUUUGUGCUGGUAUCUGGUGACGUAAUCACCAAUUUGGAGCUAGACAAAGUUGUUGCUGCACAUAGAGCUAGGAGAAUAGCUGACAAAGACCACAUUGUUACUAUGGUUCUGACCGAGGCCUCUCCUUUGCACAGAACAAGAAGUCAUGUGGAACCUUCGUGCUUCAUACUGGACAAGACUAGCAGCAGAUGCCUUUACUUUCAGGACAUUCCGGCUGUUUCUGGGGCCAAGUCUGCCGUGAGCAUAGACCCUGAGAUCUUGGAGGAUGUGGGAGAAUUUGAGAUCAGAAACGACCUGAUCGAUUGUCACGUCGAUAUCUGUUCGCCAGCUGUUCCUGCGAUUUUCCAGGAGAAUUUUGAUUACCAAUCUCUCAGAUCAGACUUCAUUAAGGGUGUGUUAAGUUCUGAUCUGUUAAAGAAGAACAUCUAUGCCCAUGUAACUAAGGACGAUUACGCCGCAAGAGUCGAAUCGUGGCAGACUUACGAUGCCGUGAGCCAGGAUGUUUUGGAGAGAUGGUGCUAUCCAAUCGCCCCAGAUCGGAAUUUGUUGGAUGACCAGACCUACACCCACGAGUCGAAGCACAUAUACAAGGAGGAAGGAGUCAUACUGUCACAGUCCUGUAAGAUCGUCUCAUGUGUGGCCAUUGGCUCUGAAACUUUCAUUGGAGAUGGAACGAAGGUGACAAGUUCUGUAAUUGGAAGGAAUUGUACGAUUGGGAAGAACGUGAUUAUAGAACACUCGUACAUCUGGGAUGGUGCUGUGGUUGGCGAUGGAUGUGUUAUCAGACAUGCUAUCAUUGCAGCGAACACUGAAGUAAGGCCUAAUGUGAUGGUGGACUCUGGAUCCGUGAUUGGAUUCGAGGUGGUGGUUGACGAGAACGUGAUUGUUCCUAAUAAUACAAAGAUCGUCAAGGUUCCUGUGCAAAAACUCACAGACUCGAUGAUCACAUCGCUAGAUUCAGAAGAUGAAAGCUCUGAAAACGAUGAGUCAGAUAUAAGUGAAGAUGAGUCUCACAAGGAAAGGCCAACCAGUGCUACCCACGACCCUUCAGUUGUUGGCCAAAACGGUGUUGGUUUCCUCUACGAAUCUGACACCGAAGACGAAGAUGAUUCCGCCAAUGGUGCAGUGUACAACGGUAUUGUGUAUCAAAUGAAGGGAUUGAACAUGUCGGAUGUGUCGAUCGCAUCCACAGUUGUGGCUGGUCAGCUGAACAUGAGACGCAAGAAGAGAACACAAUCGAUAAACUCGGCCUACACCAUGACCGAUGAGGAAUACGACGAUGAAGAGGAAUUUGGAAAAGAAGCCAUUGCCACAGUGGAAAGAGCGAUGGAGAACAACCAUGAUAUCGAUACCGCUUUACUGGAGCUAAACACACUGAGAAUGAGCAUGAAUGUGACUUAUCAUGAGGUCAGACUGGCUACAUGUUCAGCAAUGACCAAAAGGGUCGAGCAUUUCAUCGAGACCCAGACUUUGGGUGUGAAGGAAGCUACAUUGAAGGUUUUCAAUCAAUGGGGUUCUCUAUUCAAGAGACAAGUUUUUGAACUUGAAGACCAGGUUGAUUUACUCCAGAUUUUGCAAAAGGCUUGCGAAGACUUCAAGAGUGCAGAUACAGGUGCUAGUGUGUUAAUGCUUUCUUUGAACGUUCUCUAUGAAGAGGAUAUUGUUGAAGAGGAACAGAUUUACCAAUGGUGGGAUGGUGCUAAGGCCAAGGGUCUAGGAGAGUUUGGGUCUAAGGCCGGAAAGUGGGUCGAAUGGCUGAGGGAAGCUGAGAGCGAGAGCGAAAGCGACGAAGAUUAA
Messenger RNA from Kuraishia capsulata CBS 1993, 2175 nucleotides. RefSeq lists its product as uncharacterized. Gene Ontology annotation, cellular component: eukaryotic translation initiation factor 2B complex. Gene Ontology annotation, biological process: biosynthetic process. The record is from RefSeq and is a predicted model, not a curated record. The transcript has a single exon. NCBI's taxonomy places the organism in Eukaryota, Fungi, Ascomycota, Pichiomycetes, Pichiales, Pichiaceae. Bases 1 to 2175 code for a protein of 724 amino acids. Gene Ontology annotation, molecular function: transferase activity; guanyl-nucleotide exchange factor activity; translation initiation factor binding.